AUGGCGAGGGGCAAGGCGCACCGCAGGAACCGGGCCGGGAACUUCCGCCCCAUGGACCGGUCCCCCAUCAGCCAUCCAAGCCCGAGUGCUCCGAGCUCUCAAAUCGUGACAUGUCUGCUGCUUUUGUGUUUCCCAGGCUCCGGCACUGGGAUUAGGCAUCCCGUACGGAGAUGGCCCGUCUCUGCUGCCACCGGGAAGUCCCACAAAUGCCUUGUUCCACCUGAGUCUCCCGGGGAGAAGUUCGUCCUGGUGGUUGGAGACUCCCACCUUCGUGCCCUGGUGGACGGGAUCGUCCGGAUGCCUGCGGGUGGGGGCGUGACCUUCGGGUUCAUGUCCACACCUGGCGCCAGUGCAGCGGAGCUGUACACCGAGGUCAGUCACGCGAACAUUUCUCGCACCCCCGAUCUUGUGUGUCUUCUCGCCCCCAGCAACAACCUGACGGCGAGCCGGACCCUUCCUGAGGCGGCCCAGGACUUCCGGCAGCUCCUGACCCUGCUCCAGUCCAAGUGGUCCAAGCUCUUCGUCCUGGACUUCCCGCCCCGCCUGACCGUGCCCGAGGACCUGCAGACCUUCCUGCGCCAGGACUUCCACAGGGUGGCGGCACAGAUGGGCAUUAAGUACCUUUCUGUUGCUGAGCACUUCAGCUUGGACCGCUUGGCCUUGUGGGCCCGCGAUGGGGUCCACCUGAGUGAUGAUGGAGGGAUGGUCGUGCUGGCUUCCCUGCUCUGGGAGUUCGCCUCCCAGCAGCUGGUGGAGCCAGUCGUCCAGGCGCCUCCUCCUGCGUCGCCCCGGCCUGCCGCCCGGCGAGUCACUCCUAAGGUGGUUGUGAGUGGGCACUCUGUGUCACCUCGUCCAACCAACCCUUUUGAGUGGACUUGCAAGGUUAGUAACCCUAAGGUAUGGAUCAGCUCAUUUCAUACAAAUGAAAUCGUUUUGUCUGUUUUAAACUUGUGAAUGUGUUCAAGGUGAUCGCAGUUUCCUGAAGCCCAGACCAGAAGCAGAACGUGCAGUGCAGGUCGGUGGUCCAGCAGAAGAGUCUGGUAAAAGUGUCUAACAAAGUUUCUCUUUUUUCUCCCCUCUUUUUCUCUACAGAAAGCCAGUCCUUCGGGUGCUGACUGCUCUCCUCUGGCAUCGUGGCGCGGGCGGGGAUUGGAGCAGGUCAGUCAUUUUAAAAAGAAGACUUAAGUGGUCAUGUUUGCAUUAUGUCCAUGUGAUUAAGUGAUAACUGUUUGGUUUUUUUCCCUCCACAGGCUGCUCCUAUCCCGGUGUCCCCCGUGCGGUUCAGCCCCGCCAUUCUGGAUUUGUUGGAUAAGUUUUAUCCCUCAGAUCUGGACUGUGCAGGAGCUGACGUGCCUGUUCCCGCUGGGAACAAGGUAACUGUUAUUUCUUGAUACUCACAGGUUGCACGUAAUUUUUUAACGGCCUCUAAAUCAUUUUUGUCCUGGUAUUUGUGGUUGUUUCUCAGACGUCUCGUGCCAGGCGUCGCCAGAGGUCUGUGGCUGCAUCCCAGAGGGCUGCACCAAGGCUCCAGGUAAGAAGACCACACACUGUAGUGUUGUAGAGGUGUAACUUGUGACAACAACAGAUGCGUUUUUUUUUUUUAAUUGACACACUUGAUAAAACAUGACUAUGUGUUUUUCUGCUUUUUUAAUAAGGCGGAGGUUCCCGAGCACGUGGAGGUGAAACCCCGGCCUUCACCUGCCAGGCGUGCCAGGAGGGAGAGGGUGCCAGCCCAGGUAUGACUGUGAUUUUAUUCUGUCAAAAUGCUUCAACAUGUAGUUUAUAGUAUAGAGUGUGAUAUUGAAUACGUUUCAUGUUUGUUUCCAGGACCAUGUGGAGGUGACACCGAGGUCACCUACCAAGGACGUGGGGAUGGACCGGCCUGUGGACCAGGUGAGGGGAGGGGAGGGGGGCUCAAUAGUCUUUUUAGAGUGAUAUUCUCUUUUUUUUAAAUUAAAUUAACUGUUUUAAUUUGUAUUCCUACUUAACCUUUUGUUGUGUGCUCCCUUUAGUAAGACAUGAUUAUUGGGCAAGUAUGUUCGAAAUCUAAAAUUCUUUUACUGAGCAUUUAUGAAUUUGAGUUUAGGUGUUAAAGUGCAAUUAUUGUUUAGGUUUUGUUAUAGAAAAAGGAAA
This is a messenger RNA of Oryzias melastigma (Indian medaka), 2133 nucleotides long. RefSeq lists its product as uncharacterized. The record is from RefSeq and is a predicted model, not a curated record. The coding region runs from base 1 to 954 and encodes 317 amino acids. The transcript is spliced from 6 exons. Lineage: Eukaryota; Metazoa; Chordata; Actinopteri; Beloniformes; Adrianichthyidae.